Molecule: messenger RNA, 858 nt
Organism: Triticum urartu
Lineage: Eukaryota; Viridiplantae; Streptophyta; Magnoliopsida; Poales; Poaceae
Source: RefSeq, a predicted model, not a curated record
AAGACAAGGUGAACAACAUUGCAUUCAUACGUACACCGUCGCCAAUAAGGAGAGGGGAGGAGGGCGGGCGGCCGGCCGAGGAUGGGUCUAUCAGCAUCAGGCGCCAUGCAGUGGUGGGAUGAGUGGCAGCUGCGCGUCCUCGUGCUGGGCAGCCUCUUCGUCCAGUACCUGCUCUUCUUCUCCUCCGUGGUGCGUAGGCCUGCCCUCCCGUCUUGGUUCAGGCUGUUAUUCUGGCUCGCCUACCUAGGCGGCGACGCUCUCGCGAUAUACGCCCUGGCCACCCUCUUCAACCGCCACAAGCAGCAGGAGCAGCUCGCCGCCGGCCUGGAGGUGUUGUGGGCGCCCGUCCUCCUCAUCCACCUCGGGGGGCAGCACCUGAUCACCGCCUACAGCAUCGAAGACAACGAGCUAUGGAGGUGACAAGCCGUCACCAUGGUGUCGCAGGCAUGGUUUCUCACUACUUCCGGUGUUAUCCCGUCCAAAUUUCGAAACCUUCAUUAAUUUUGGUACACAUUAAAAUAAUGGACGCCGAUAUCCAUCACACGUGUGGUAUAUUCAAUAUGCGCUCACACAUGAUGUGUGGUGUGAGCAGGAGACAGCCCACACAGGCUGUGUGUGGACGGACAUUAGAAUUGUCCACACAUGUGGGCGCGCCUACUUCGUGCCACACGCCUAAUAAAUACUACUCAUCUCCACCCCGCGUGUGUGGCACGAAGCAAAAAAUACUCACACGUCCUGGCGCAGUAACGUUAGAUACCCUGCGGGAUGACGAUUUAGUUGCCAUCCUGAUUGGCAGAUGUAAUUAUCCGGGAUCGCAAGUGUAGUUGUAAAAACUGUUGGGGAACGUAGUAAUUUCAA